This is a messenger RNA of Nematostella vectensis (starlet sea anemone), 2041 nucleotides long. RefSeq lists its product as uncharacterized. The transcript is spliced from 10 exons. Bases 138 to 1811 code for a protein of 557 amino acids. The record is from RefSeq and is a predicted model, not a curated record. Lineage: Eukaryota; Metazoa; Cnidaria; Anthozoa; Actiniaria; Edwardsiidae.
GCAACCACGGUCGUUGUCAGCUUCGUGGAAUAUCGUAUCCUCUUCUUUAUCGAGGCUUCACUUGUUUCUUACUCAAAACUGCUGCAACCACUAGCUAAAAGGAGAAUUAGCUAAAAGAAAAAUUUCGAGGCAGUAAAAUGAAGACGCUCGUUAUUGGGCUGAUUCUACUUGUGGCUGCUGAGAGGGGAGCCGGAAACCCUUCCAAGGGGACCUUCAAGAAUACGCCAGAUAAAUGUGCUCCAAUUAUGUUGCCCGAGAAAUUCGUCUCCAGCAAAGGGUUCCCAUCAAAAAACUACCCACUAAAUGCACACUGCAUAUAUGAGAUCCCUGACCCACGCGGAAAAGGAGUGGAACUAGAAUUCAAGAACUUUGAACUUGAAGCCCAUGACAAGAACCAGUUGUGUGGGUUCGAUUAUCUGGAAAUUUUUGACGACGAAGGAGACAGCUUUGGCAAAUACUGCGGCCAUGAUUUGCAGGACAAAACCAUCCAGGUGGAAGGGAGGAAAGCAACCAUUGUAUUCCACUCGGACCUCAGUAUGCCCAAGAGAGGCUUCAUCAUGAAAUUCAAGCCUUUGGAAGAACCCACAACACGGCCGUCAUUGCUUUCCAAGCAAAGUCUUGUUAGCUCAGGACCUACCACACAAAUGACGACUGAAGAGACAACAGGCCGAACAGAGCGAACAACUGAGCCUCCCACUUCAGAGGCAGCUCGACCGACAUCAAGAGAGAUCACAACAGCUGAGAACAAUGAAAAAACAACCGAGCAUGCAACUACCGAAGGCAUUCCGACUGAAAAAGAUAAUAUACUAACAAUUACCGAGACAAAAAAGGCAGAACCCAAAAUAUUUGUCAAGAGAAUUAUGGGAACAGAAAAGAGAACAAAAGAUGUGUCCAGACCAGAGCAAGACACGGAAGAGUCUGAGGCGCCGUCUGAGAUACCGAGUCUUUCUCCCCCUCCAACAGCUGUCGGUUACUCGACAGAUAAAUCAGUGAUUGACAUGGUCAAGGCAACAGUUAGCACUGGAAGCCAGACAAGCUUAAACCAGACCACACCACCAAAUGAAACAUCGACCGAAAUACUAUCAAACGAGACGUUAUCUACUGGGUUACCAUCAAACCAGACAUUGCCGACUGAGUUAUCAUCAAACGAGACUUUUUCAACUGAGUUACCAUUAAACCAGACAUUGCCUAACGAACUACCAUCAAACGAGACGUUAUCAACUGUUGCGCCAUCAAACGAGACAAUAUCGACUGAGUCACCAUCAAACGAGACAAUUUCGACUGAGUCACCAUCAAACGAGAAAAUUUCGACUGAAGCGCCAUGGUACGCGUCAUCAACCAUGUCACCGGCGGAACCAGAACCUACAAAUAUACCAAAGGUUAUUGAUGGAAUGAAUGUCUGGAAAGAAGGGAACAAAGAGUCCGAAGAUAGAGCCAUGGCGAGGGAUUUGCGGAUACUCUCAUGGAUAACCAAAGUGGAUUUUCUUCUUAAUCAGAUUAAAGCGGAAGUCACCAAUGACAUGGUGGAGCAGGAGGAAGAGGUGUUCGCUGCUGAAGCGAAGCGCACUCGUGGAAUCGACACUUUCCUGUCUGACUCUGAAAAUAUGAUGAAGUAUAAGGACAUAAGACGAUCGCGUGUGCGACGGGAUCUGGAGGACGACCUCAUGGCAGAGAUUACCCGGCUGGAAGCCGUCAGAGCCCGGACAUACGCCGGCAAGACUCGGCCAAAUAAAAAAAGAGCACAUCAAGCCAACAAACCUAUGAAAUGGAUGCAAAUGAAGCUCUUGAAAGCCAGACUUCCCCCAGAAUAAUUCAUGUCUACCCCCAAACAACUGGCCGGCACGGCUCCAUAUAUAAAUUUGCUAGAAAUACUCGGGACUAUCAUGGAUCUAUAAACUAGUAAAAAUCAUUGCGUCGAGCACGUAACAGUUCUUCCCCUACUACCGAAGUCUACAAGAAGCUUGCCCACCCACGAUUUUUAUAAAAGUAACCAAGUUACCUGUGAAAUUUUACACACAUCAAUAAAAAGAGGUUUAAAGUC